This is a messenger RNA of Fusarium coffeatum, 2850 nucleotides long. RefSeq lists its product as uncharacterized. Gene Ontology annotation, cellular component: chromatin. Gene Ontology annotation, biological process: DNA-templated transcription; regulation of transcription by RNA polymerase II. NCBI's taxonomy places the organism in Eukaryota, Fungi, Ascomycota, Sordariomycetes, Hypocreales, Nectriaceae. The record is from RefSeq and is a predicted model, not a curated record. Bases 1 to 2850 code for a protein of 949 amino acids. Gene Ontology annotation, molecular function: DNA-binding transcription factor activity, RNA polymerase II-specific; zinc ion binding; RNA polymerase II cis-regulatory region sequence-specific DNA binding. The transcript is spliced from 3 exons.
AUGGGAGGCCAGAAUAUCUCGCCUCACGACACUUCAGAUCCUUCAGCACGUGGUCGACGACGAAGUCGUUCACCCGAAAAUGAUGGUCCUGAACAGGAUAUAAAAGCCGAAGGAAACCAAGAUGGCCCAAAUGGAGCAUCAUCCGCCUCAGACGGUCCAGGUCCUGCCAGAAAACGAAGACGCAGUCGGAAAGGCUUGGACAAGAGGGGAGAUCUUCUCAAAAGACAUAUGGACCGACAUGCAGCGAAAGGCUCACAGCUUAAUCAAAGAGAUACCAUGGCCGGGCACAUGGCGUCACCUAUUGCUCCCGGACAACCCCCCAGUUUCAGUCGGAACAACUCCAUCGACUACGGAAGACCGCAACAAACGAAUGCGCCCUAUCAACCACCUCAAGUUCCAACACCCAGUCCUUACUCGCCCAUGGGCAAUGCUCCAACUGGGAUGUAUCAAAACGGCAAUGUGCCUAAUGGCAUGGAUAGCUACAUGUCCCCAACCCAGGGAUACGAUAAUCGUACGCCACAGCUUAGCCAACCCCAGUCACCUUCAGUGUCCCAAAGACCUUCCAUUUCGGCCGGCAAUUCACAAUACAACGUAAUGUCCCCCGUUGCUAACCAACAAGGCUUUUCGAAUCAACAUCAACAAAACAUGGGACAGAACAACUUCGUCAGCCAGCAGAAUGUAAUGCCUAUGAAUCUGCCUCCGGCUCAGUACUCCAAUGGACAGAAUUCUACUGCCGUUACUUCGGCCGAGUAUUCCGAGCCAGGCACUACCCAGGCCACCGAGAUGAUGAUGCUUGACCAGAUGGCCAUGCCCGCGACUGUCCCUGUCUUUGGAGAGGGUGGCGAUUUGAAUAAGUCACCUUACGUCGGAAUGCCCGAGGAUUUUAUGGCGUAUCUCUUCAACUCUCCAAGCCAGGCUAUGACUCCUGUUAUGGGACCCAACUACACCAAUUAUGCGGAAUUGCAAGGCAAUCAGUUCAACAUGUCUCUUCUGGGUACUGACAGUAACUCGCUCGGCUAUUUCCCAACUGCUCCCCAGCAGGUUAUGGCUGUCAACAAUCUUCUCGAUCAACAGGUUCCUGAAGCUACGAUAUCCGAGGAGAAGAGUCAAGAGCUGUUCGAUUUUAUCAAAGAACGAUUUCACGAUAAUAAACAUGCUCCUCCUGAUCGCCAGUGGGUCGAUCUACUGGAGGGCGAUCGCUCGAACGGCGGCCACAUGCUUAGCAAGAGAAUGAUGCAGGCCUAUAUCGGUUCUUACUGGUACCAUUUUAGUGACCAGAUGCCCAUUCUUCAUAAGCCUACAUUCUCGCCUGACAAGACUCCCAAUCUUUUGUUACUUGCCAUGAUGGCUAUUGGAGGUGCUUGUCUCGAUCGAACUCACGGGCACAAGGUGACAAGAGCGAGUGCCAAGCUGUCCAACUUCCUUGCCUGGCAUCUUCGUUGGGAUAUCUUCAUGGAUGUCAACUUCAGACCGCCUGCCAAACUAUGGAUCUUCCAAGCUUUAAUCCUACUUGAACUUUACGAGAAAAUGUUUGCUACAAGAGAACUCCACGAAAGGGCCCACAUCCACCACGCUACCACGAUAACUUUAAUGCGAAGGGGACGGUCCCUGAUCGGCAAAUCUGCAUUGGAUUCCCCGCCAAACCCCCGCGAUGGGUCCAACGGUUCCCGACAGUCCUCCACCUCCAGCGCCACUGGAACAGCCGAUAAGUGGUGGGAGCAUUGGGUCACCAAUGAGGCGACCAGGCGUGCGGCAUUCGCUGCAUUCAUCGUUGAUUCGAUUCAUGCCACAAUGUUCGGCCACUCAGCGGUCAUGGUCGCUCAUGAAAUGCGACUGCCUCUUCCCUGUGAUGAGUCUAUGUGGAGAGCAGGAAGCAGCUCCGAAGUCUGGAGAAUUGAGUCAAACUUGAUGUCGAACGGUAUCAAGCCGACUUCGUUCUUGGAAGGUCUCAAGCGAACACUGAGCGGCCAAGAUGUUCACACAACUUCCUUCGGCAGAACCGUUCUCAUGACAGGUCUCUUGAGUGUGUCGUGGCAUAUGCACCAGCGAGAUCUUCAGGUCAACGUUUUGGGUGGUGGUAUUAUCCAAGCUUUGGGUGGUCGUGAUCGAUGGCGAGCUACUCUGACUCGAGCAUAUGACACUUGGAAGGCGGAUUUUGACAAGCAUCUAGAGCGAAACGAAGCAGCCGACCCUUACCAGGAUGAUGCUACUAAGCGACAAGAGUUCAAUGUUGUAUUCGAAAGCCGCACAGUUUUGCAUCAUCUGGCUCAUAUGGCCAUGCAUGCCGACAUUGUCGACUGCCAGAUGUUUGCUCGGGCAAAGCGUCUGCUUGGCAGAACUAUUGGGCCUCAAGAAUUCAACAGUGCUCAGAGGCGAAUCAAAGACCACUGGGCGCAUUCUGCAAGAGCAAGAGAUGCUGCCUUUUACGCGAUCAAGUUCCUGUGCUCCGUUCUGGCUCCUGACCAAGUCUCUCCAGCGCACGCCGGUGGCUAUCAUCUCGAUGAACCUUAUGACGCUCGAGACGACGUUCUUCUGAACCGACCUUGGGUCAUGUACUUUGCUGCGCUGGUUGUAUGGAGUUACGGAUUUGCACUGGAGGGCCCUUGCCCGAAUAUUCCAUUGCCAACCAACAAGCAGGAGAAGUUGCAUCACAUGAGGAAUUAUUUUAUAAAGUUCGGCACAAUCGAGGAUCCGUCCGACCUGCAGAACAGAGUCGGCUUCAACUCGAAUACGGCUCUUCUCAUGGUUCUCAAAGAUACCUUCGAGACAACACGCUGGGAGCUUCUCCAUGAAGCCGCUACUCUGUUGAACAACUGCAUUGUUUUAAACCAGGGUGGCACAAUUGCCUGA